This is a messenger RNA of Microdochium trichocladiopsis, 1926 nucleotides long. Its product is annotated as cytochrome P450. The record is from RefSeq and is a predicted model, not a curated record. The transcript has 4 exons. Lineage: Eukaryota; Fungi; Ascomycota; Sordariomycetes; Xylariales; Microdochiaceae. Gene Ontology annotation, molecular function: iron ion binding; oxidoreductase activity, acting on paired donors, with incorporation or reduction of molecular oxygen; monooxygenase activity. Bases 1 to 1926 code for a protein of 641 amino acids.
AUGCUUGCCUCCGUCUCGUUGCUUGUGCUGGCAUCUGCCCUGUACAGCUUCUACUCGACGGUAUCCAACCUCCGGGCAAACAUUGAGCGCGCCAAGCAGUCUGGCCUGCCUUAUUACAUCUCCCCCCUACACCCGCUGUCCCCUGUCGCCCAGCUCACCAAUAAGUUAUGGCUGCGUGCGUUCAAGCUUCUACCCCGAAAAUAUUGGGAGAAACAACUGCCGGUCCUGAAUGCAAACUGGCAUUAUCGUGACAACCACAAGCCAUUUGAGGCUCUCGGCACAUCCUUCAUCAUCGUCUCACCCGGCAGGCUUAUGCUAUACACAGAUGAUGCCCAGGUCAUCCACCAAGUCACUUCUAAGCGCGAGGCGUUUCCCAAAGACACUGCCGCCUAUUCUCUGCUCUCUCAGUACGGACAUAAUGUCCUCACCACCGAAGGUCAACUGUGGCGGAUGCAUCGCAGAAUCACCUCGGCCUCAUUCAACGAGAAGAAUGCGGCUCUGGUGUGGCGAGAGUCUGUCAAGCAGACGUUCGGGCUCAUCAACCAGUGGCUUGGUGCCGACGGCCAGGGAAACAAGACCAUCAAGACGGUCGAGCAGGACACCAUGGCUCUCACCCUCAACAUCAUCAUGUAUGCCGGCUUUGGCGUAAAAAUGUUUUGGCCCGGCGAGAGCUUACCUGCUGGUACCGAUGCUCGACUGGCCAAAUACGCCAGUCUCGAUGCUCCCGAACAACACACGAUGAGCUUCAAGGACUCCCUAGCGUACACCUUGCAUCACAUUCUAUUUCUUCUUCUGACCCCGAAGUGGGCACGACGCGCGUUACCCAUGAAGAACGCAAAGUUUGCCGACGAUGCGGAGAAGAACUAUCUGCAGUUCAUGCAAGAAUUUCUGAAGGAUAAAAUCGAGGAUGUGCGCCGCCACGACAAGGAGGAGGGCAUGGAUAUCAUGGGAUCUCUGGUCAAGACGAGCUACGGCGAGAAGGCUGCGAAUGGGUCCGCCAAGACCAGCGGCAAGACGAUGCAGCUGACCGACCCUGAGAUUAUCGGCAACGCCUUCAUCAUGAUUGUUGCAGGUCACGAGACCACCGCGAACGUCAUGCACUUCACUGUUCUCGAGCUUGCUGCCAACCCAGACGCCCAGCGCAAACUUCAGGCCGACGUGGACCGCCUCCUUGGCAAGAGCGACCCCAGCACGUGGGAUUUUGAAGAGAACGUGAAUCCGCUUUCGGCGUCGAUGGUGGCAGCUGUGGUCAACGAGACUCUACGCCUGCUGCCGCCGGUAGUCGUAGUGCCCAAGAUUGUGUCCCCUGGUCAGGACCAGCCCGUGCACGUCGACGGCAAGACAUACAUGGUUCCCCAAGGCACUCAGGUCAGCGUGACUAUUGUCGCGGUGCACCGUAACCCGCGAUACUGGCCAACCAAGCCAAGCAAGCUCACAGAUGCCGAGACAGACAUUGACGACUUUGUCCCUGAACGGUGGUUUCAGACCGGCACGCUCGGCGACACGGGACCCGGCGAGGUCGAGGGUGCCGACACCGAGGACUUUGGCGGCUUCUCCGGCCCCGACACGAGCGCCCAGCUCUACCGCCCACCACGCGGUGCGUAUCUGCCGUUCUCUGACGGCGCCCGGUCUUGCCUGGGCCGCCGCAUUGCGCAGGCCGAACUGCUCGCGGCCGUGUCUGUCAUCUUUCAGAACUACAGCGUGGAACUCGCGGUGGACGAAUGGGCCAGUGACGAGGAGGUUGCCGCCAUGAGCCGUGAGGAGCGCGCCAAGGUGUACAAGAAGGCGCAGGACAAGGCGAGGGCAACGAUUCUCAAGGCGUCAAGCAUGUUGACGCUCAAGCUUCACGGCAACGACCAUGUGCCCAUCAGACUGGUCAGGAGAGGGGAAGAGCGGUUCGUCAAUUUCGUUGACGCCAGCAUUUAG